AAAAUGCAUUGUGAAACCCCAGUCCUUGCUCUUUCUAGGCAGAAAGUUGGCAGACAGUCUCUCUCUUUUCUACUAUAUAAAUCCCUUGCCGUAUUGUAUUAUCAAUCAAACCCUGCAAGUGUUCUCUUUCUCAUCUCUUCUCUCUGAUAUCUCUCUCUCUCUCUCUCUCUCUCUCUCUCUCUCUCUCUGUUUGCUUUAUCCAAUAUCCUUUUCUCAAAUGGAGAGAAAUCAGUUGCAUCGGCUAGUUGCUCUCUCAAGGCAGCCUCUGUUUGAUCAGGGAUUUCUUGAUGAACAAUUUCUCCAGCUUGAGGAACUGCAAGAUGAUGCUAAUCCUAAUUUUGUGGAGGAAGUUGUAACACUAUACUAUAGGGAUUCAGCUAGACUAAUCCUUAACAUAGAGCAAGCAUUGGAGAGGAAUCCCCUUGAUUUUAACAAGUUAGAUAUCCUUAUGCAUCAAUUCAAGGGAAGUAGCUCAAGCAUUGGAGCCAAAAAGGUGAAAGCUGAGUGCACUUUCUUUAGGGAAAAUUGCAGGGCAGGAAAUGGAGAAGGAUGCAUCAGGACAUUCCAACAACUCAAGAAAGAAUAUGCAACGCUAAGAAAGAAGCUUGAGGCCUAUUUUCAGCUGAGACUGCAUGCCGCCCCAAGUGAAAAAUCAGUGGCAGAAGAAGAGAUGGCUGGAAUACAUUUGAAAAUGUUUCUGGUAUCGGAAGCCCUGUAAUCCUCCCUAGUAUGAAAGGGAUGUUGGGUUUAGCAGCUAUAUAUCGAAGUGCAUUAAUCAAAAUGAUAUGAAAGUUUUGC
Hevea brasiliensis (rubber tree) is the source of this 798-nucleotide messenger RNA. RefSeq names its product histidine-containing phosphotransfer protein 4-like. Gene Ontology annotation, molecular function: protein histidine kinase binding; histidine phosphotransfer kinase activity. The coding region runs from base 218 to 718 and encodes 166 amino acids. The transcript is spliced from 6 exons. The record is from RefSeq and is a predicted model, not a curated record. Gene Ontology annotation, cellular component: cytoplasm; nucleus. NCBI's taxonomy places the organism in Eukaryota, Viridiplantae, Streptophyta, Magnoliopsida, Malpighiales, Euphorbiaceae. Gene Ontology annotation, biological process: phosphorelay signal transduction system; cytokinin-activated signaling pathway; phosphorylation.